This is a messenger RNA of Lethenteron reissneri (Far Eastern brook lamprey), 1636 nucleotides long. Its product is annotated as legumain-like. The record is from RefSeq and is a predicted model, not a curated record. NCBI's taxonomy places the organism in Eukaryota, Metazoa, Chordata, Hyperoartia, Petromyzontiformes, Petromyzontidae. Gene Ontology annotation, biological process: vacuolar protein processing. Gene Ontology annotation, molecular function: cysteine-type endopeptidase activity.
GUUCAAGGUCCGUCAUUGUGUCAGCAGCUUUGCUCUCAUAUUUAUACGCCAGGUGCCGGCAAUCCAUUCCAGCUCCUUUGAGAACAGACACAGGGCAACAUGAAGUGCACGCUGCUGCUGGCUGCGGUGGCUCUGCUGGGCGCGGGUGUCCACGCAUUCACCUUCCGGAUGCCAGAGGAUGGAGCCGACACGUGGGUCGUGCUGGUGGCCGGCUCCAACGGCUACUACAACUACCGCCACCAGGCGGACGCGUGCCACGCGUACCAGAUCGUGCACAAGGCAGGAGUGCCCGACGAGAGGGUCAUCGUCAUGAUGUACGACGACAUCGCGGACAGCGACGAAAAUCCAACCAAGGGCAUCAUCAUCAAUAAGCCCAAGGGGCCUGAUGUUUACAGUGGAGUUCCCAAGGACUACAUUGGAGAAAACGUCACUCCCCAGGUGUUCCUGUCGGUGCUGAAAGGGGACGAGGCGGGUGUGCAGGGCAAGGGCUCUGGGAAGGUGCUCAAGAGUGGCCCCAACGACCACGUGUUCGUGUAUUUCACCGACCACGGAGCUCCGGGAAUCAUCGCCUUCCCCAGCGACGAGCUGAGUGUGGACGACCUGAACAAGACGAUCCAGUACAUGUACGACAACAAGAUGUACUCCAAGAUGGUGAUUUACAUCGAGGCGUGCGAGUCCGGAUCCAUGAUGGAGAACCUCCCCGCCAACAUCAAUGUCUACGCUACGACCGCUGCCAAUAGCGAGGAGUCGUCGUACGCCUGCUACUACGACGACGAGAGGCAGACCUACCUGGGAGACGUGUACAGCGUCAACUGGAUGGAGCACAGUGACCAGGCGGACCUGACCAGAGUGAAUCUGAACGAGCAGUACGAGGUCGUGAAGAAGAACACCAACACCAGCCACGUCAUGGAGUUCGGUGACAAGUCCAUCUCCAAGCUGAUGCUCAUCGAGUUCCAGGGACAGAAGCAGCAGCGCUCGCCGCGUGUGCUGCCCGCGGCGGGUGGCGCGUGGCCGCCUCGCGACGCCGUGGCCAGCCCCGACGUGGUGCUCGCCACGCUCUCGCGCAGGCUGCAGCAGCUGCAGCAGCAGCAGCUGCAGGCCGACGGCGACAACGCGCAGCAGACGCGACUGCUGCAAGAGAUCGACGCGCAGAUGCAGGCGAGGCGUCUGAUCCGCGAGUCGGUGGAGCUCAUCGUGGAGCUGUCGACCGCCACGGCGGAGCAGGCGAGCGCCGUCCUCAGCGGCUCCCCGCGGCCGCGUCUCACGCAGCACGCGUGCUACCGCGCCGCCACGCGCCACUUCAAGACGCGCUGCUUCAACUGGAACACGCCGCUGUACGAGCACGCCCUGCGCUACGUCUACACCUUGCUGGCAAUGUGCGAAGAGCGCAUCCCCCUCGCCAGCAUGCUGCGAGCCAUGGACAAGGUGUGCAACGCUGUGGCCUAGCGACGUCGCCCUCCGUGCCAGAGGAGCCGCAAGCGGCGGCAGCAGCAGCAGCACCACCACGUGUCCGAAGAAAAAUAAAGUGCACACCGCCCUCAUUACUACUACACUGACGAAAUGAGCGCAACGUGAUUGUUUUGUAAUUUGCAAGUGUAUUUUUUUUUAAACAUUAUCAAUAAAAAAUGAGAUUUGA